Messenger RNA from Ananas comosus (pineapple), 1411 nucleotides. RefSeq names its product biotin--protein ligase 2-like. Gene Ontology annotation, biological process: protein modification process. Gene Ontology annotation, cellular component: cytoplasm. The record is from RefSeq and is a predicted model, not a curated record. Gene Ontology annotation, molecular function: biotin--[biotin carboxyl-carrier protein] ligase activity. Lineage: Eukaryota; Viridiplantae; Streptophyta; Magnoliopsida; Poales; Bromeliaceae.
UCCUCCGCCUCCGCCGCCCUCCGCCGCAUAGCAGGCCCUCCUCCUCUCUCUCCGGCGCCAUGGGGGAGCACCGCACCCUCACCCUCCUCGUGCUCUCCGCCAAAUCCCCCGAAGAGAUCGCCCUCGCCCGAUCCAUCGACUCCGACCGCCUAACCCUAAAUCUCAGCGAGGGAGACGAAGGGGAAGGAGGAGAAGUUAGAGUUUUGCUGGACUCCGAUGUCGACUCAAUCGACCACCACCCAACGUUCGGGUUCCAGCUUUACAUGGAAGCGCUUUCCACGAAGCGCUUUGGGAGGCUCCUCGUAUGGUCCCCGAGGAUCUCUUCCACUCACGACCUCGUCACUAAGAAUUUUCAUGAGCUCCCGAUUGGUACAGUGUGUGUUGCAGAUAUUCAAUCCAAAGGAAGAGGUCGAGCGAAGAAUGUAUGGGAAUCGCCGCCGGGUUGCCUCUUGUUCUCUUUUACGUUGCAGAUGGAUGAUGGGAGGAAGCUACCUCUCGUGCAGUAUGUUGCGUCUCUUGCAGUAACCGAGGCUAUCAAGGAGUUGUGUAUCACUAAAGGAUUGCCGCCGCUAGAUGUCAGAAUAAAGUGGCCCAAUGAUCUGUACUUAAAUGGUCUUAAAGUCGGAGGCAUUCUUUGUACCUCAACCUACCGAUCCAAAAAUUUUAACGUUUGUGCUGGUAUUGGUUUAAACGUGGAUAAUGAAAAGCCCACUACAUGUUUGAAUGCAGUGCUCCAAGAAAAAACUUCUUCACAUAGACUAAAGAGAGAAGACAUUCUUGCGUCUUUUUUCGAUAAAUUUGAAAAUCUUUUUGAGAUUUUCUCGGACCAAGGCUUUCAGUUUCUCGAGGAGCUAUACUAUGACACAUGGCUUCACAGUGGCCAAAAAGUUGUCAUAGAAGAAAAACAUGAGGAUCAAUCUGUAGAAGAAACUGUAGUUACAGUUCAGGGAUUAACUUCCUCUGGAUAUUUAUUGGCUACUGACGAGGAUAACAAAACUUACGAGCUACACCCUGAUGGCAAUAGCUUUGAUUUCUUCAAAGGACUGGUGAGGAGGAAGAUCAAAUGAAGCAAACAAAAGCACCAAAAAAAAAAAAGAAGUGCGGAAGCGAAAGCAGUAGAACAGAUUAUACAGGGAGGCAAACUUGGUUUCUGGAUUUGAAGUUAAACAGAGUCUUGUUUCUGGUUCCGCACCAAUGUUGUUGAUUAAUCAUAUGAUCCCUUGGCCACUGAAAAAAGUUGUAUUCUUUCAAGCCAAAAGUUUACAAUGCAGCGUGAUAGCAUGUGUAUCUCUCCCUUUUAUUCGUUGCGAUCUCACUGCAGUAUGUAUGUCAACAUACAUGUCGUUUUGUAAUGAACUCCUGAUCUUUUACUCUUUUUUUUAAAAAGUUUAUUAACAUCCCUUAACUUUUA